AGUGUAAAUAGCGGGGUUUGUAAACGUUUCUUGACGUUGAUGUUGGUCUGUAGGUGAAACGUCAUGUCUAAUGUUUAACUGUUUGAACUAAAUGUCCAGUUUUGGAUGAGAGGUAAAUGAGAUGCUGGCAAUUUCAUCCAAAAAUCCAAAUGAUCAAGAACUUCCAUUGCAGAACUUAAACUCUUUAAAACAAAAUAUACCAAGUACACGUAUCGUCUCAAGUUUUCCUACUCCUGAAACUGACAACACAAUUCAGAUACCGCAACCCCAGUUUUCAAUAUCAUCACAGGCCUUCAGUAUGUUUCUAACCAGGUCUAUUGAAAAAAUCGCUAGCGAACGCGAAACCCGUAAGUCUAACAAUUCAGCUGUGAAAAAGGCAUGUGAGGAGGCUCUUGUCUUGCUAAAAGAACAACCACAAGUGUUGCCGAGCAGUAAAAUCUCGUCAACAAACGAAUCUAGCACACAUCUACCACCUCUAAAAUCAGACUGUGGUAUAUUGUUGAGUGAUGAAAGACUUCUUCGUCCAUUCCAACUGGCCUGUACUAUGAAAUCGCCUAAAAUUGUCAGCACAGCAGUCGAUUCAUUGCAGAAGUUAAUUGCUUAUGGUCAUAUUCCAAACACAGCUGUUUGCUCUUCUGGAAAAGUUCGUAUAAUUGAACAAGUUGUAACUACCAUAUGUUCAUGUUUCCAAGGUGUGCAAACUGAUGAUGGCAUUCAGUUACAAAUCUUAAAGGCACUCUUAACUGUAAUCACAAGCUCAGUCGUUGAAAUUCAUGAAGCUGAUAUCCUUCUUGUUGUAAGAACCUGUUAUAACAUUUUUAUGGCAACAAAAAACCCAAUUAAUCAAGCAACAGCACGUGCAACUCUUACACAGAUUAUUAGUGUAUUGUUUCAACGGAUGGAACAAAAUGCAUUUGAAGCAGCGAUUGCAAUUAACGCACAUAUUUCUCCUCAUUCUGAUUCAACUACACCAGAUGAGUGUAACAAGCUUGAACAAUCGCCUUUGGAAAAUUCAACACAAAUAUCAUUUGAAAAUGAAUCGGAUUCGCAGAAAGAUGAAAAUAAUACUGGUGAAAAAUUAUUAAAUGGCGAUGCUCAUAUCAACAGUUGUGAUUCUCCUGAUGCUGACAAUGGCGAUAUACCUUCGAAAGAAGACAAGGAUUCUGAGUCGAAAGUUAAUGAGAUCGUGGAAAACAUUCUAUAUGACAUAAUAAAAAAAGUCACAGUAGAUGACGAAGACGAUAGUAAUUCUCUGUCAUCACCUCAUUGUAUACCAAAUUCUGAAUCGCUACCUGAUAUAUGUAAAUCAUCCAUAGAUUCGUCACGUUCUUCAUCCAUUUCAAUUUCAGUAAAUACUAGCCUUAAUCAAGAAUGGUCAAGUGGUAAUGUCACUCCUAGUAUUGUUAAUGCCACUGCUACAACUACCAAUAACAUACAUGAGUCGGAUUUAAGAGAUCCGAAUUCUACAUUAGUCGUGGAUAAUAAUUGUGAAGUUGUCACUUCAGCGCAUGUUACACAGAAGGAUGCAUUUCUUGUUUUUCGUAGCUUAUGUCGUUUGGCAGUGAAAGAUUUCACGGGUUCAGACUCAAAUGAUCCUAAAUCACAUGCUGUUCGCUCAAAAUCUUUGUCAUUACAAUUAUUACUUAAUUUGUUACAACAACCUGGUCCGUUAUUUUCAACGAGUGAAAUAUUCAUAGCUGCUAUCAAACAGUAUUUAUGUGUAGCUUUAUUUAAAAAUGGCACUUCACCAAUUGUGGAAAUAUUCGAGUUAUCUGUUGCUAUUUUUCUUGCCCUAUUAACAUAUUUCAAACCAUACUUGAAAAGACAAAUCGAAGUAUUCUUCAAAGAUGUCUUAUUACUCAUUUUAGAGUCAUCCAAGUCAUCAUAUGGGCAUAAAUUAAUUGUUAUUGAUGCAUUGAAACGUAUAUGUGGUGAUGCACAAUGCUUAGUUGAUAUUUAUCUCAAUUAUGAUUGUGAUUUAAGUAUGGCGAACAUAUUCGAACGACUAACAACAGAUUUAGCUAAAAUAGCUCAAGGACGUUAUCUAGUCGCUGAACAUGGGAAUAAUACGUCGUCAUCAAUUCAGCAACAACAACAAAUACUACGAUCUAGUGGUUUAGAGUGUUUAGUACUGAUUUUACGUUGUAUGACUGAAUGGUCCCAGGAGCUUUAUGUUAAUCCAGAAUCUCAGUCGUUUUUGGGUUCUGAACCAAUGUUGGCGAAUAGUGGCAGUAAUACUAAUACAGUAGAGAAUUCUGGUGUGGAUGGUAAUCAUAAUAUGACUUCACUAGGCACUGUUAAGCCUUAUGAUGACCCUGAAGCAUUUGAAUCUCGCAAGGCACAAAAAGAAAUUUAUGAAUCUGGAUUAGCAUUGUUCAAUCAAAAACAACCUCUUCGUUGA
This is a messenger RNA of Schistosoma mattheei, 2401 nucleotides long. The record is from the annotation of a GenBank genome assembly. NCBI's taxonomy places the organism in Eukaryota, Metazoa, Platyhelminthes, Trematoda, Strigeidida, Schistosomatidae.